ACGACGCCUCUACCCCCAUCAUCACCACCAUUAAACUGAUCUUUUUUUUUAAGUGUUUCUGGACAAAAUCAUCUAAACACUAAAUAUAUACACAACAAAGAAUGUGUCUAUCAUGAACGGAACUUCCCUGUGAUUAACAGGGCCAAACUGAGAUUCUUUGAUAUGGUGAUCUAAUUACUUUAUCAAUAUGGCACUAGAAAAAGGAGAAACGAUUUAUAUAUAUACAGAAUGUCCAUAGAAAUGCCCUAACUAAAGAUCCUUUUCUGUAUUAUAAUGUUCAUAAGAAUUAAAAUAAUAAUAAAAAACACUUUUUGAAACACCCACAAAAGGAUCAGAAACUCUAUACAGAAUUCGAAACUGCAUACAAGUGCUUAAGAAGAAAAUGAAAAGGCAGUGAACUGUAUAUUGUUGGUAUAAUUAUAACUAGACACAGAUAACAUGUGUCUAACUUUAAUUUACACAGGUAAAUUAACACAGGAAUACACAGGUAAAUUAAUUUACACAGGUAAAUUAACACAGGAAUAAUUUAACUGGAUAAAAAAUGUUGGGUUUGGUGUUGCAUUUCAUUCCGGUGCCCUCUUGAAGGAUAAGUUAAACUAACCCUUAAAUUGGCAUGAGAAAAUAGGCUCGAUCACUCUCCUAGUCACCUAGUGUCUUUCAGGGAUAGUUAUACUCCAUUAGUGUCUUAUAGGUACACAGGUUACACUAUUCUCUUAGUUUCUUAUGGGUAGAUAAGCCGCUGUUCGCCUAACACCCGGUGGAAUAGGCUACACUUUCUUGUACAUUGUAAUAAGUUAAUAUACUUUUUUAGCAGCUUGGAUUUUUUUAGCAGCUUGGAUUUUACUUCUGUUGCCUUUAUAUAUAAAUUUUAUUAUAAUAGCUGUUAUUGCCCAUCCAUGAAAUUCUUGGUUGUUACAAAAUUUCAUACAAACAAUAACGGGCUAUAAAUUCUUGGACAAAAUUUAGUAGGAAAUUGCAACUUUGUGUCAGGAGAGGUGGACAGAGACUUGUGUCGGCUUCUGUGAGGUAAUUUUGUAAUAUUUUCUGUGGUAAAGUGUUCUGUAAUGGAUCGAUACUCAUGAAUUAUUAUCAAACCAAGGUAGACUCUCUUUGUUAAGGUUAGAAUACCUUCGUUCAACACGGCCGAGAGAAGGAACAAAUUUCUGCAGCUCUCGGUGCAUUUGUAUGGCUUGUCUUCUGGAUAAUCAAUACUGUAAUCAUUCAGGUACAUAUUUACCAAGUGAUGGCUUUUAAAUCUAAAAGUCUAGACGAUAUAUAUUAUUAAACUAAUUAUCUUUUUUUGAGGGGGCUUUUAUUCCUAUGAAAUUUUGUUUCAUAUUAUUUUUGUAACAGCGAUACCUGAUGAACAAAUUGGCGUAUUAACCAGGGAUUUGUUUUAGUUAUUCGGCGUUUUGUGGUCUAAAAGAGUGCGUGAUGGCUCAGAGAACUCUGGCAGACGCCCGAGGACUCGUGCUGGGUUGGGGCCCCAAGAAAGGCGAGGACGCGCCCUUUCUUCAGCGCCUGUGGCCCGUCGUUCUGGCCGCUGCUGGAGCCGGGAACGGCCUUACAGUAAACGCCAAAAUGCUGGAAACUCUUCUUGCUGGAUGUGCCAGAGACUGUUUGAACUCCCGAAAACGACGAGACGAGUUAGUGGCGGCUUUCACUCCUAUGCUGGAGGCUUCCUGUGACCCGGCUGGAGCAGCUGCUGUCCUCAUCGACGCCACGCUAGAGUACCACAGCCACCAUCUUGAUACCAACGGCGGAGUCUGUAAACUGGGGAAAUUCCACAACAUUUUGUACGUGACGGCGUCUGUGGCUGUGGAGCAAGAGGUGCGGGACUCCCAGGCUGUGACUCGUCUCCUGCGGGCGCUGCACCUCUGUGAAGGCGGGCUGGACCGCCUGGUGACCCCGGCUGUGCUAGGACCCAAGGUGUCUCACCUUCUCAGCUCCUGGCGCUGCGAUACGGACACGCCCGAGGAGGCCCGACAUCGUCUUCAGUUUUUCAUGAACCACGCGCGAUCCACACGACUGUUGCUGCCUAGAGCAAGGGGUCCUCCGGUACCGCUCGUCGACGCCCCGCUGCCUUCACUUCAGGGCGCCUCGCCGCUCUACAUGGCUGUCCAGGCCACUGACGAAGAUGCUGUUUUGCUGCUUCUGCAGAACGGCGCCACACCUUUCCUCGGCGGCCAAUUUUGUCCGUUCCUGCUAGUGCUGCGGCGUCUGUCUAGCCACGCCCGGGCCGUCAUUGGACAGAUGCCGCCAUGUUCUUGUCCAGAGCAGUUGUUCCGAGAGCAGCUGUCUCCUAAACAGCUGUACCUAGAACAGCUUUGUUCAUGCCGCCUCCAGCACCCUAUCCAGUACCCGCCGGAGGCCCUGGCGGUGCUACGCCUCCUGCUGCGGGCUGUAGGGGCGCGGCGGGUGGAUAGAGACCCGGAAAUUAUCCACCUGCGCCUUCUGCAAGACGGGCUGCUGGGGGGUCCGCCGCCCCUGAAGCACUGGGCGAGGUACAGUGUGCGCACGGCGCUGCGCAGGGCGUGGACACUCCCUCAGGCCACCUCCUCUCUUGGCCUUCCUCUGUCACUCGUCGCCUACCUCGACCUGUGCCUGGAUUGACCCCGUUGAGCACCGCUAUCUAGUUGAAUGCCUGCAGGUCGGCGUUCAAUCCCUGAUGGUCUAAGUGGUUGGGCACCCUUCCUCCCCCCCUUUCCAUCCCAAAUCCUUAUCCUGACCUCUUCCAAGUGCUAUAUAGUAGUAAUGGCUUGGCGCUUUCACCCUUGAAAAUUCCUUCCUUCCUUCGCCCUCACUUUCUGAACGUUCCUUCCUCACGUGGUGAGCACGCCAGAACGCCAAGAUGUAGACGCCAGGUUCAGCUCUAAGCCUGAAUGUCGGCGACCAGGGACAAUAUCACGUCCAACGAGACACCAGGGACAUUAUCACGUCCAACGAGACACCAGGGACAGUAUCACGUCCAACGUGACUCCAGGGACCACGUCCAACGGAUCACGAAAGAUAGCACCAGUUCCAAUAAAAGAAAUUAUAUAUCUGUAAAAAAAAUAUACACGUAGAACACAUAUAUUUAGCUCAAAUAUAAAUAAUGUAUUUCCUUACCCACCGAGCUUUAUUUAAAACUUUAAAUUUGUGUCAUAAACUUGAUAUUUUAAAGCUAGACUAUGUCUCUAAUUAUAGAAAUUCAUUUUGGGCUCAAAAAACUCACAGGACAUAUAAUCACUGCCAUUAAAACUGUGGAUUGAACUAGCUGUGUUGAGAGAUAGAAAAUUAAAAAUAUAGUAAAGAAAAAGACAAGAAUAGAGAGGAGAGAAAGGUAAUAGAAGAUAGAGCUGCUUAAGAAGUUACACAGAAUAAGUAGUUUUGAAGAAUUAAUUUAGUUCAUCAUGAGCCAGACCGUCCUCCUAUAUGGUUUCCCAACGUUAAGAAAUAGUCGUACUACAGUCUCCGUGGUGUAGUGGUAAGACACUCGCCUGGCGUUCCGCGAGCGCUAUGUCAUGGGUUCGUAUCCUGGCCGGGGGGGAUUUACUGGGCGCAAU
Messenger RNA from Procambarus clarkii (red swamp crayfish), 3545 nucleotides. RefSeq names its product SOCS domain-containing protein stops (gene stops). The record is from RefSeq and is a predicted model, not a curated record. Gene Ontology annotation, molecular function: protein binding. NCBI's taxonomy places the organism in Eukaryota, Metazoa, Arthropoda, Malacostraca, Decapoda, Cambaridae.